Messenger RNA from Lineus longissimus, 3519 nucleotides. Its product is annotated as leucine-rich repeat-containing protein 45-like. Lineage: Eukaryota; Metazoa; Nemertea; Pilidiophora; Heteronemertea; Lineidae. Gene Ontology annotation, molecular function: protein binding. The transcript is spliced from 17 exons. Gene Ontology annotation, cellular component: centrosome. The coding region runs from base 145 to 2151 and encodes 668 amino acids. The record is from RefSeq and is a predicted model, not a curated record.
ACUGACUUUUUGUAGGAGUGUAAUGUUCUUGAGUGGUUAAGGUGUGUUGUAGUGCAACAGUGUGGACGUAGCUAUAAGAGUGGCCUCAUUACUGAGGAGUGUGGUAGCUGUUUGUCCUGUUUAUGGUAUUGGAGGCAAUUAAUCAUGGAAGAGUUCAAGCAUCAUUAUCUUCGCCUCUGUAAGGAGUAUCAUAUUGACACACAAGAUUGUGUAUUAAAACAGCUUAACAGUGCUUCUGGUGGGAGUCCAACUAAACAUGGGAGAACAUCACUCAAUCUAUCCACAAACAGCCUGACACCAAAAACAUGUGCCGUGCUUGGAAAGCUGCUAGCUACUGAUCGAAUGUUCAGUGAAAUAAGACUAAAUGACUGCAUGAUCACUGAAGAUGGAAUCAAGGUAAUAGCCCAUGGUCUUUCUUCAAACGUGGCUUGCCAAAAGCUCUAUCUGAAGGGCAACAAUAUUCGUGCAUCCGGUGCCGAGGCGCUGGGAAAGAUGCUUCGAGACAACACAACAUUAACCCAUCUCUGCCUAGAAUGGAACUCCCUUGGAAUGUUGGAGAAUUCUUUUUCCAUAUUCUGCGAUGGACUAGCAGCCAAUACCUCACUGUUUUCCCUUGACCUCAGAAACAAUCAAAUCAGCCAUGACGGUGCUACCGAACUGUCUCAAGCACUCAAAAGAAACAGUACACUUCUACAUCUUGAUCUCCGUUGGAAUAACGUUGGCAUCAUUGGAGGCCGGUCCCUCCUGUGUAUGUUAGAGACCAACAAGACACUCAGCAAGCUGGAUCUUGCUGGGAAUAAUGUGCCAGUUGACAUAUCAAAGGCCAUAGACACGGCGAUCCUGGCCAACUCAGACCACCAGGCGCUUGCCAAUGAGUACCAGUCUCGUCAGAACAUGCUUGGGAGAGAGCUCACGUCAUUGAAGAAGGAGAAACAGAGUCAGAUGGUUAAUCUGAUGGAUACACUAGAUAAACAGGAAGAGAGCCUGAGACGAACUCAGAGGUCAUCAGGUCAUAAGAUUGGACAGCUACAGGCAGCAUUGGAAGAGAGGAAGACCGCAUUCAAUUCAUUGGCUGCCAAGUUGUCUAUGGUUGAGUCCGAGCUAGCUGUGUCUGAAGUGCAGAAUAAUGAUUACCAGACGAUUGUGCUGAAGGUGAAGCAGGAACAGGAGGAUAGCAAAGAGAGGCAUAUGACGGAGCUGAGAAGGGAAAGAGAGGGACACCAGUUAACAGAGACAAAGCUCCUGAAGGAAGUGACCGAAUUCAUGGAAAAGAACUCCACGCUAGAAAACAAGCUUGAUGAAGUGGAGAGAAAGUGUAAGGUCCAACAAGAACAGAUCUAUGACCUGAAAGAACAGCUGACACACAAUCAGGCCGACCUCAAGUUGAAAGCAUCACACUUUGAAGAGAAAGUUCAUCAUGAGAAACAGAAAUACAAAGAUGCACUUCGAGAAAUGGAAGAGCUCCAGCAAAGAGAGAUCAGCAGAUGUCAACAGGACUGUGGCGAAUCCGAGAAGACGUUGAAAGAUCGUAUCCAGAAGUUGGAGAACAACCGGUUGGAGCUUGAGGAGGAGAUUAGCCGGAUGAAGAAUGUCCAUGUGGCCGACCGGUUACAGAAUGAAGAGCAUCUGAUGAUCACUAAACAGAAGAUUAGACAAGAAGAGGAGCAGAGAUGUAAACAAUAUGAAGAGAAGAUCCGUCUGCUGCAACAGUCCAAGGAUGAGACCCAAAGUCAUGCCAACAUGUUGUCAGGGACAGUCCAAGAUCUGCAGAGCAAGAACAGUGGUCUGGUCCUUGAGAAUGAGGCUUUGAAGAGGAAGAUUGAAGGUUUUCAAAAUGAACUUGCAGGCAAGAACAGUGAGAUGAUGACAGAGGUUGGUAAGGUCCGGCUCGAGAUGGCGCAGCGGAUGAACAAACUGGAGGCAGAGAAUCAAACACAAUCAGAGCUACGCGACAAGAUGCACAACCUUGACCAGCAACUUACAGAGCAAACUGUAAGAAACCGGGAUGCCAUCCAUGCCAAAGAGAGAGAAAUCACUGAACUCCAGGAACGAUUGAAAUCAAAAGAAACCGAAAUCCAGCGAAUGAGAGAAGAUGAGGCCCAGCGUGCUAGCGUCCUCCAGCAAGCAAUACUCAAUUAUGUCAAACAUUGAGAGAAUUGAACGAGUAGAGAUAGAGACAGAGCAAUGACGCACUCAAAAACUUUCUAUCUGUGAAUCUUUCAUGUUCUUGAUUGAAUGCGUGUACUCUAACAACAGCUGAAUGAUUGGCACUUUGUUUUAAUUGAUGCUGGUAACUGCCUCCGAUUGAUUUACUGGUAUGUGACCAAGGCUGACCCCUUCCUGGAGAAGGCGAAACAGUUGGUCACUGAGAAGAUUAAAACAUUAUUUUGCUCAAUCAGCGUUUGAGACAAAUGGCAGCAUUAGCCCAGCUAAGCAUUGUUUCCUUCAACAAAUUCAAUUUACAUGAGUAGCCUUAAUAUUAGGCAUCAGCAUUAUUGCUAAUGCCAAUUUAGCAACCCCGGGCCCAUGUCUAUGUGAACGUUGUUGGGUGUUUUCCAAAUUCUUAUGAUACAAAUGUAUUGGCCCUAAGCUAUCUGUGGGUACUUCUAGUUUUUAAUUCCAAAUGUUUACAUCUGGCAAAUCAUACCAUGUAUUAAAAGAGAAUGCAUAUCAGACUUUGAUUCACAUACCAAGAGAGAAUUUAUAUUUGUUGACAAAAAUGCAGUAGGUUGGAGCGACCAAUUUGUAAGCACUUGUAAACUUUGUAUAACAGAGAGAAAGUUCCGUCCAAAUCAACUCGCAUGUUUUUGAUGUUGUGUACUUUUCAUCAUACAUGUAGCAUUGAUUUAUGAUUGUAAACCGACUCAAAAUGUGACAUCAUUUUGUUUGUACUGCUCAAAGGUCUUCCAAGUUCCACAAUCAAAUUUUGUUGUUGUUGGCACAGAUUGUUCAAAGUCACUAGAGGCGUAGAGUCUGCUGGUAGUGGGAUACCGUUAACCGGCAAAGUUGGGGGAUCUAGGGAAUUUAUUUCAAAAUACUGUGUAUCUGACCUUUUAGAUUUUAGAUGUAGAUACAUGUAUGACUACAUGUGUACGUAUUAGGAAAUGUAUAGGCAUUAUCUUGAAUUUGUGAAGUAUUUAAAGUAGCUCUAACUUAUGAUUUUUCAAACAUAGGAUUCGGUGCAAUUUUUUUCCAUUAACUAUCCUUCAUUUUGUGUGAUAUUCUCAUCAUGCUACUACAUGCUUACUCACUUGGGGCUGCAGUGGGACGCCUUUGGCCCACCUUUAUAUACCCAUGGCAUUGGUAAAACAAGGUUGUCUUGAGUCUAAGUCCAUAGACUGAAAAUGCUUUGAAAGACUAUUCUGAUGGCCAGAUGGAUUGCCUUGCACCAGUUCUACCUGUUUUCAAAUAGUAAUUUUCUCGAAACUGUUCAUUGAUAAUAUAUUUCUAAAAGUAUUUUUCUCAAUAUGUGCAUUUUUUAUGUCUCUUGGUUGAUUGGAAAUUAAUAAAUGUAAUGUC